CAGGCUGCAGACAGACAUACAGUCGACAGCUCAAUCACACGCUGCAGACAGCAAACUGCAGCCAGGAGCAGAUUAAAACCAGCAGGAUGGGCUCCAGCAACUCCAGCGUGAACAACAUCCCCAACGCACAGGAGCUCAUGCAGGAAACUGGCUUCUCUGCUGCCCACAUCCUCCGUCUGCAUGAGAGGUUUGAGUUUCUGGACAAACACAAGUGUGGACAGCUCAGGUUGGUGGACCGACCGACCAAUCAGCCUCAGGAUUUCGGAGCAGUUCAGGAGUUGGCCCUGAACCCGAUCGGGGACAGUAUCAUCAGCGCUUUUUUCUCUCCGGGGCAGGAAACUGUGGACUUUGCCUCCUUCGUUCGGAUUCUGGCUCAUUUCCGUCCCACAGACAGAAACCAAUCCAGAGACGGAGCCCAGCAGGAACCAGCCAACAGCAGCAUCAGGAAGCUCAAAUUUGCUUUUCAGAUGUAUGAUCAGGACAGAGAUGGAAAGAUUUCCAGAGCAGAGCUUCUUCAGGUGUUGCGGGCGAUGCUGGGGAUACAGGUGACGGAGGAGCAGCUCCAGAGCAUUGCUGAGCGAGCCAUCCAGGAGGCCGACCUGGACAGAGACGACGCCAUCUCUUUUGACGAGUUCAGAAAGUCAUUGGAGAAAGUGGACAUUGAUCACAAGAUGAGUAUUCGCUUCCUGAGAUAAAGACACAACCCACUGAGACUUGGGUUUUUUCCGUUGAAAAGACGACGAUCAGAUGCUCAAAUAUGGAGACACAACGAACAGUAAAAUGUUUACAACUAGGACAAAAGAGAUCAGUGGCAGUAAGUCUUCUAGUCUGCUGUUAAUUCCAUAGGAAUUAGGAAGAAGAAGAACGCCAACAACUUGUGAGUCGUGUUCCCAUGUGUUGGAAAUACUUUGUUUGGUUUAAAUUAUAACAUAGAAAGUCAAAAUUAUGAGAUAAAACGUUGAAGUUAUGAAAAGUUUUGACGUAACAUUCUUUUUUUUUAUUUAAGUUUUUAUCAUGUUUGUUUUAUUUUACUGGUAGAAAUAGACUUCAGUAAUAUACUGCUCUGUACAAGCAGGUUUGUUUGGUGCUGAGAAAUUACUGCCUACUGCCUGAUGAAAAUUCAUUGUGGCUGCAUUUAAAGAUAAGAAAAUGUCUGUCUGCUGCCUCCAGGACAACAUGUAUAUUUACACAGACUACAGUGGAGAUGGAAGUCAGCUGUUGUAAUGGGAGAAUUUGAUUAAUGGUAUCUUAAGAAAUCUUAAAAUCAGUAUAAGUGAUGGAACAAGUAUCUCUGUGAGAAAUCUAUUCUAUUUAACUAUCCUAAAUCCUAAAAUAAAUAAGUUUAACCCUUCCA
This is a messenger RNA of Dicentrarchus labrax (European seabass), 1354 nucleotides long. It is a transcript of the gene chp2, whose product is annotated as calcineurin-like EF-hand protein 2. Bases 87 to 695 code for a protein of 202 amino acids. Gene Ontology annotation, molecular function: calcium ion binding. Lineage: Eukaryota; Metazoa; Chordata; Actinopteri; Moronidae. The record is from RefSeq and is a predicted model, not a curated record. The transcript has 7 exons.